AUGUGCUCCCGCAGCUCCUGCCACGACUACGAGUCCUCCUGCCACGGGUCCCGCUCCUCCUGCCACGAGCCCGAGCCCUCCUGCCGCUACGUCCAGAGGCAGCCGGUGCAGAAAUGCACCUACGUGACGCCCUGCUGUCCCCCCGUGCAGCGCUACUGUCCCCCCGCUGUCCCCUGCUGUCCCCCCGUGCAGCGCUACUGCCCCCCUGCCGUCCCCUGCUGUCCCCAGGUGCCCUACUGCCACCAGUACACCAAGAACAUCUGGAACCUUCCACCAGCGUGCCCCAAGUACUGAACAGGAUCCAGCCCCAGCAGCCAGAGCCGCCGGCUCCUCCCUUGGGCACCCCGACCUCGGCUCAGCUCGUCCAUGCUGAAACCCCCGGGUCUCUGCCAUGUGGGGAUGAAAUGUUCUCCUAAUUAACAUUUAUGGUGUCAUUCUUGCUAAUUAUUCCGGAAAUGUCCUUUUCUAAUUAUUUGGGGUGUAAUUAUUUGUUGGUAAUCUUUCUCUGUCUUGCGCUUCUGAUUCAGACUCAUCUGGGUGUGGGAAACAAUAAAUCUGAUUCAUGAGA
This is a messenger RNA of Melospiza georgiana, 568 nucleotides long. Its product is annotated as putative small proline-rich protein 5. Lineage: Eukaryota; Metazoa; Chordata; Aves; Passeriformes; Passerellidae. The record is from RefSeq and is a predicted model, not a curated record. The transcript is spliced from 2 exons. The coding region runs from base 1 to 294 and encodes 97 amino acids.